AUGCGACGUUUCGAUACCAGCCUGGGAAACAGACUUUUGCUGCACGCCCCCCUUUCCUUCAUUACUGUGUAUUGUGGCAUGUACCGCCGUAUAUCCCACCCCUCCCGGGGAUAUUCUCCACUCUCUCUUCGUCCAAGUCCCUGUCAUUCCCAUUUUUCUCCCGCGCAAGCCCCCCCGUCACUCAAUCCCAGCGGACCCACCUCCGUCCGCACGUCCAAAGAUACGACUGGCUCUUCACAUCAACGCCACAACCACGGCCCUACGCCUCGAUCUGCACUACUAACGAUGAGAGACAAGGCUCCGAAUCCCUCCUUGCAGCUCGGGCUGGUGGGCUGA
Colletotrichum tamarilloi is the source of this 336-nucleotide messenger RNA. RefSeq lists its product as uncharacterized. NCBI's taxonomy places the organism in Eukaryota, Fungi, Ascomycota, Sordariomycetes, Glomerellales, Glomerellaceae. The coding region runs from base 1 to 336 and encodes 111 amino acids. The transcript has a single exon. The record is from RefSeq and is a predicted model, not a curated record.